Molecule: messenger RNA, 4397 nt
Organism: Halteromyces radiatus
Lineage: Eukaryota; Fungi; Mucoromycota; Mucoromycetes; Mucorales; Cunninghamellaceae
Product: ABC-2 type transporter-domain-containing protein
Exons: 5
Coding region: 30-4397 (1455 amino acids)
Biological process (GO): transmembrane transport
Cellular component (GO): membrane
Molecular function (GO): ATP hydrolysis activity; ABC-type transporter activity; ATP binding
Source: RefSeq, a predicted model, not a curated record
CUUUCUCUUUUUUUUUUUUCUUCCUUAAGAUGGAUGAAAAAACAUAUCAGUACUCUGAAGAACAUGUGAGUACGAAAUAUGAAACGGAUCAUGUUUCCAAUAACGGUUCAUCAGCAACUAUUCCUAAUACAUAUCAAGCAAAUAAUACUUUUGGAGAAACUGAAGGCAAUGAUGUUGAUAUAGAAGCUGCUAAGGAAGAAUAUCAAACUAUCAAACGAGAAUUAAGUCGUAUUAGUCGUCAAUCAUCUAUUCAUGCUAGUCGUUUAGAAGAAGGUGCUAUUGAAGAAGAUGACUUUAAUCUUGACAAUUUUCUAAGUGGUAUGCAUAUUCAACAAAGUGAUGCUGGACAGUUACCAAAGCAUUUGGGUGUACUUUGGCGUGAUUUAGAAGUCAAGGGUCUCGCCGCAGAUGCACACACUAUUCCUACUGUUUUUAGUUUUAUUGGUGGCUUCCUUCAGUUCUGGAAACUCUUUGGUAUUGGCUCUUCUGGCAACAAAAAGGAAAUUCUUCGCAGUCUUACUGGUUUUUGUAAAGAUGGUGAAAUGUUGUUGGUCUUAGGUCGUCCUGGUGCUGGUUGUACUUCUUUACUUCGAGUAUUAGCCAAUAUGCGCGGUGCUUUUACUGAUAUCAAUGGUACUGUUUCUUAUGGAGGCAUUGAUCCCAAAACUUUUGCAUCUCAUUUCCGUGGUCAAGUCGCAUACAAUGGUGAAGAAGAUUUACAUUAUCCUACUUUGACAACAAAACAAACUUUACAAUUCGCGUUACGAACAAAAACUCCUGGAAAGCGUUUACCCAAUGAAACAAAAGACGACUUUGUCAACAAGAUUCUUUACAUGCUUGGAAAUAUGUUAGGUCUUACUAAACAAAUGGAUACAAUGGUUGGUAAUGCUUUUGUACGUGGUCUUUCUGGUGGUGAACGAAAGCGUCUUUCUAUUGCUGAACAAAUGACAACUUCAAGUUCUAUCAAUUGUUGGGAUUGUUCUACUCGUGGUUUGGAUGCUGCUUCUGCUCUGGAUUAUGUUCGUUCUUUACGUAUCAUGACCGAUAUCUUCAACAAGACAACUAUUGCUACCCUUUAUCAAGCUUCCAACAAUAUUUAUAACCUUUUUGACAAAGUCUUACUUUUAGAUGAAGGUUAUUGUAUUUACUUUGGUCCUGGUGAUCGUGCUAAGCAAUACUUUGAAGACCUUGGCUUCUAUUGUCCUCCUAGAAAAUCUCUUCCUGACUUUUUGACUGGUUUGUGCAACCCUUUGGAACGUGAAAUCAAACCUGGAUUCGAAUCAACUGCUCCUCAACACGCUGCUGAUUUCCAAAACAGUUAUUAUCAAUCUUCAAUCCAUAAGGAAAUGAUGGCCGAAAUGGAACAAUAUGAACAAAAAUUAUCUCAAGAAAACCAAGCUGCUGCCUUUAAAGAAGCCGUCUCACAAGAACACCAAAAACAUACUUCUCGUCGAUCUCCUUAUAUUGCUUCUUUCUACCAACAAGUCAAGGCUCUCACUAUCCGUCAAUAUCAUCUUCUUAUCAAAGAUACUGAAGCAUUGAUCUCUCGUUAUGGUACUAUCUUGAUUCAAGGUCUUAUCACUGCUUCCUGUUUUUUUAUGUUACCUACAACUGGUCUUGGUGCCUUCUCUCGUGGUGGUGCUCUUUUCUUUGCUGUACUCUUCAAUGCCUUUAUCUCUCAAUCUGAAUUGGUUCGUUUCUUGAUGGGUCGUCCUAUUCUGGAAAAACAUAAACAUUAUGCCAUGUAUCGACCUUCUGCUUACUAUAUUGCUCAAGUCGUUUUGGAUAUUCCUUAUGCACUAGUUCAAGUUCUUCUUUUUGAAAUUUGUACUUACUUUAUGAUGGGUUUGAAUUUGACUGCUGGACGAUUCUUCACUUAUUUCAUUUUAUUGUUCUUCAUCAACAUGACGAUGAAUGGUUUCUUCCGAUUCUUUGGUGCGAUCGCUCCUUCAUUCUUUGUAGCAACCCAAGUAACUGGUGUUUUGUUGAUUGCUCUUGUUACUUAUACUGGUUAUGUGAUUCCUUACAGCAAAAUGCAUCCAUGGUUAUUCUGGAUUUAUUGGAUCAACCCUAUUACCUAUGGUUACAAGACACUUUUGAUCAACGAAAUGCAAGGUCAACAAUAUUCUUGCGAAGGUCUUGGAAAUGCUGUACCCUAUGGACCUGGUUACGAUGAUUGGAACUAUAAGACCUGUACUAUGCAAGGUGGUGUCCCUGGUCAAAACUUUGUACUUGGUGAAAAUUACUUGCGUGAAUAUCUCUCAUAUGUUCCUGAACAAAUGUGGGCACCUGAUUUUGUCGCUGUGGUUGGAUUCUUCAUUCUAUUCACUUUCGCUACUGCUUUUGCUAUGGAAUAUAUUGGUGGUGGAAAAGGUGGAAAUCUUACUCGUCUUUACUUACCCGGAAAGGCUCCCAAGGUACGUACCAACGAAGAAGAAGAUGAACGUCGUCGCAAACAAGUCAAGAUUACUGAAAACAUGGACACAAUCGCUACUGGUACUACUUUCUCAUGGCAACAUGUUAAUUACACUGUGCCAGUGAAGGGUGGUGAACUUCAAUUGUUGAAUGAUAUUGGUGGUAUUGUUAGACCUGGUCAUCUUACUGCAUUGAUGGGUUCUUCUGGUGCUGGUAAAACUACUUUAUUGGAUGUAUUGGCUCGUAGAAAGACUCUUGGCAAGGUAGAAGGUCGAGUAUACUUGAAUGGUGAAUCUCUUAUGAAUGACUUUGAACGUAUUACUGGUUAUUGUGAACAAAUGGAUGUACAUCAACCUGCUGUCACUGUCCGUGAAGCUCUUCGAUUCUCUGCUUAUCUUCGACAACCUGCUGAUGUGUCUACUCAAGAAAAGAAUGAAUAUGUUGAUACUAUUAUCACUCUUUUGGAAAUGGAAGAUAUUGCUGAUGCUCAAAUUGGUGAUGUUGAAUCUGGUUUUGGUAUUUCUGUAGAAGAACGUAAGCGUUUGACUAUUGGUAUGGAAUUAGUGGGCAAGCCUCAAUUACUCUUUUUGGAUGAACCUACUUCUGGUUUGGAUGCUCAAUCUUCUUACAAUAUUGUUCGUUUCAUUCGUAAAUUGGCUGAUGCUGGCUGGCCUGUCUUGUGUACCAUUCAUCAACCUUCUGCUAUCUUGUUUGAACACUUUGAUCAUCUUUUAUUGUUAGUCCGUGGUGGUCGUACUGCUUAUCACGGUGAAAUUGGUCCUGAUGCUCGUACUAUGAUUGAUUACUUUGAAUCUAAUGGUGGUCCCAAAUGCUCUCCUGAUGCCAAUCCUGCUGAAUACAUUUUGGAAGUCGUUGGUGCUGGUACUGCUGGUAAGGUGACUCAAGAUUGGGCUGAUGUAUGGGAAAACUCAAAGGAAGCUAAGGCAUUGAAAGAAGAAUUGGAUCAUGUACAUGAUACUGCUGACACUAAUCCUAGUCGAAAGGCUUAUACUUAUGCUACUCCUCUCUUGACUCAAUUCCGUUUGGUACAUAAACGUAUGGCUUUGGCUUAUUGGCGUUCUCCUGAUUAUAACGUGGGUCGAUUUAUCAACAUCAUGCUUACCGCUUUACUUACUGGGUUCACUUAUUGGAAACUUGGAGAUUCUGUAUCAGAUUUACAAAACAAGUUAUUCGCUUUAUUCUCAACCUUCAUUAUGGCCUUCACUUUGAUUAUUUUGGCUCAACCCAAGUUUAUGAUUGAACGUAUGUACUUCCGUCGUGAAUAUGCUUCAAGAUAUUACUCCUGGUUCCCAUGGGCUGUUUCUGCUGUGUUGGUUGAAAUUCCUUACAUCUUAUUCUUUGCUGCCGCGUUCAUGUGUGGUUUGUAUUGGACUGCUGGUAUGUCAAAUACUCCAGAAUCUUGUGGUUAUUUCUAUGUACUCUUCUUGAUGGUUGUUCUCUGGGCAGUUACUCUUGGUUUCAUUAUUGCAGCUAUUGCUGAAAUGCCCACUAUGGCUGCUGUGAUUAAUCCUUUGAUCAUGUCUCUUUUGAUUCUAUUUGCUGGUUUGAUGCAACCUCCUUCUGCUAUGCCCAAGUUCUGGAGUUCAUGGAUGUAUUGGUUGGAUCCUUUCCACUAUUAUAUUGAAGGUUUGACAGUGAACGAAUUGGAACAUAUGACGGUGGUAUGCUCGGAUGAAGAUUUAGUACGAUUCCCUCCUCCUCCUGGUCAAACUUGCGGUCAAUAUACACAAAACUUCUUCAGCAGUCCUCUUACACCUGGUUAUCUUGCUAACCCUGAUGCCAUGCAACCUGAGCAAUGUGGUUAUUGUUCUUAUUCCAAUGGACCUCAAUUUUAUGAAUCAAGAUUUGGCUGGUCUGCUGCCAACAAGUGGAGAAACUUUGGUAUUCUUACUGCAUUCUUUGUAUUCAACGUCAUUGUGUUUAUUGGUUUAGUGUACUGGAAGCGAAAGGGAAGACGUUAA